This is a messenger RNA of Dinoponera quadriceps, 381 nucleotides long. RefSeq names its product late histone H2B.L4-like. Gene Ontology annotation, biological process: nucleosome assembly. The transcript has a single exon. The coding region runs from base 1 to 381 and encodes 126 amino acids. Gene Ontology annotation, molecular function: structural constituent of chromatin; protein heterodimerization activity; DNA binding. The record is from RefSeq and is a predicted model, not a curated record. Gene Ontology annotation, cellular component: nucleosome. NCBI's taxonomy places the organism in Eukaryota, Metazoa, Arthropoda, Insecta, Hymenoptera, Formicidae.
AUGAAAUCCAAAAAGAAAACACAGGAAAAGUCGUUCAAAAAGGCAGACAGGAAGAAGACUGAAAGACAAAAGACAAUAAAGAAGAUGAAGAAGGAGGAGGAGAAUUUAAGUCUGUACAUACAUAGGGUGUUGAAACAAGUGCACCCCGAAAUAAGAAUCUCCAAACAGGCCAUGAAUAUCAUGGACGAUUUUCUUCGUGACAUGUUCGAGAAAUUGACUAACGAAGCAUCACUUCUGGUAAAACGUCACGUCAAGCAAACCACUCUUUUAUCCCGAGAUAUACAAACUGCGACACGCCUGAUUCUACCAGGGGAAUUGGCAAAACACGCUAUUAGUGAAGGGACCAAGGCUGUCGCCAAAUACCUCACGAAUACUAACUAA